Molecule: messenger RNA, 222 nt
Organism: Arabis nemorensis
Lineage: Eukaryota; Viridiplantae; Streptophyta; Magnoliopsida; Brassicales; Brassicaceae
Source: the annotation of a GenBank genome assembly
AUGGUUGCGGGUUCAUAUCCGUUUAGGGCUCAGUCGGUGGUUGAUGAAGUUCCGGCUCCUUAUCGGCGUAGGGUGUGGUCCGGCUCUGUGGAUCCUCUUUUGUCCUCUGGAUCUGGGGUUUCUGUUUCCUCACCGCCUGUGUCCCUUCUCGUCGAGUUAGGAGUAGGAUUUGUGGUUCGCGGCUUGGUAGACAUCGAGACUUGCUUUAUGUUCCUCUUGUAG